Molecule: messenger RNA, 665 nt
Organism: Glycine soja
Lineage: Eukaryota; Viridiplantae; Streptophyta; Magnoliopsida; Fabales; Fabaceae
Product: monothiol glutaredoxin-S10-like
Exons: 1
Coding region: 184-492 (102 amino acids)
Molecular function (GO): electron transfer activity; heme binding
Source: RefSeq, a predicted model, not a curated record
CUUAUAUAUAUAUAUAUAUAAAUACUCAAGCCCUUCAACCCUAAAAUGAUACCAUAAACCAUUCCAAUCCAACUUCCUCUGCUACAUGCUCUUCAUCUCUUUUCUCUGAUCACAUAUCUCAUACACAAAUAACUUCUCUACCUAAUUCAAGUAACCUUACACUUACUAUAUAUAGAUAUAUAGAUGGAUCGUGUGGCGAAAUUGGCAUCACAAAAGGCAGUGGUGAUCUUCAGCAAGAGUUCAUGUGGGAUGUGCCACGCGAUAAAGCGACUAUUCUACGAGCUUGGGGUGGGUCCCACAAUAUAUGAGGUGGACGAGGAGUCGAGAGGGAAGGAAAUAGAGUGGUGUCUGAUGAGACUAGGGUGCAACCCUUCUGUGCCAGCAGUGUUUAUUGGUGGCAAGUUUGUGGGUGCACCCAACACAGUGAUGACCCUUCACCUCAAUGGCUCACUAAAGAAAAUGCUCAGAGAUGCUGGAGCACUGUGGCUUUAAUUGGAACAUGCAUGCUAAUUGAGUUGUACGUCCUUCUUUUAUUAUAUUUUCUUUACACAACCUUCUUUUAGAAAAAGAUAAAAUUAAGUAUUAACUAGAGAUUGUAAAAAUUAUAUAAUAUAAAAGUAUCAUUUUCUCUUUAUUAUACAGUAUACACUGUUGCUUUCAGAAUA